Messenger RNA from Mycosarcoma maydis (corn smut), 1011 nucleotides. Its product is annotated as acylglycerol lipase. The record is from RefSeq and is a predicted model, not a curated record. Gene Ontology annotation, cellular component: membrane. Lineage: Eukaryota; Fungi; Basidiomycota; Ustilaginomycetes; Ustilaginales. Bases 1 to 1011 code for a protein of 336 amino acids. Gene Ontology annotation, molecular function: lipase activity. The transcript has 2 exons.
AUGCCGGUCGACAAACCUCGCACGAUCCCACCCGAGAUUGACAUCCCCAACGGCGGCAAGUCGGAACAAUUCUGGAUCGAGACCGACUACUCGGACAAAACUCGCUUCUGGGCCAAACGCUUCUAUCCCACUGACGCCAGUGAUGCGCAGGUGCAACCCAAGUCCACUACGAUCUUCGUUCAUGGCUUUGUGGAGUAUGUGGACCGCUAUCGCAACAUCUUCCGUCUUUGGCCUAGCAAGGGUCACGAGAUUCUAGGUUUCGACCAACGUGGUUGGGGAAAUACCUGUCGAUCCUCAUCCGAUCCUGUCAAAAAUUACGGCAACACCACCUGGCCCCAACAGUUCCAGGAUCUCGAGCAUGUGAUUCGCCAGACACGCCAGCGAUUGGAUGAGCAAUGGGGUGUCAACAAGGUACCCAUCUUCCUGCUCGGUCACAGUAUGGGCGGUGGCAUCGUGACCGCCUUCCACACGCGCAGUCCAGAGUGGAUCCAGCAGCACGGCGCCAACAGUCCGUCGCAGGAGGCCAAGGAGAUGGUAGCUGGUGUGAUCGCAAGCGCACCAUGGCUGACGCUCACCAAGCCGCCUCCGUGGUUUGUCGUCUGGGGUGCAACCAAGGUGCUAUCGCUGAUCCCCGAGAUGCACUGGAGCGUGGAUCUGCUGGGUAAAAACAUCUCCAGAGACCCCGUGGUCGCGAGCAAUUUUGAAAACGAUCCGCUCUCGGACAAGAAAGUGUAUCUCAAGGCGAUCCAGGGCCCACUGCAGGGUGGAAUCGACAUUGUAGACAAUGCAUACGCUCAUUGGCCAGAGUCGAAACCGCUACUGGUGCUCCAUGGUACUGCCGAUCUGGUCACCAGUUACAAGGGUUCACAGAAACUCGUAGAGCGUGUCAAGGCAAACGACAAGACGCUCAAGCUCUUUGAUGGCUUUUAUCACGAUCUGCUCAACGAGCCUGGCCAGGAUAAGGUGAUCGUGGGAGAAUACGUGCUAAACUGGUUGGACAGUCACUUGUAG